Cariama cristata (Red-legged seriema) is the source of this 1040-nucleotide messenger RNA. RefSeq names its product spermatogenesis-associated protein 16-like. Gene Ontology annotation, cellular component: Golgi apparatus. Lineage: Eukaryota; Metazoa; Chordata; Aves; Cariamiformes; Cariamidae. Gene Ontology annotation, biological process: spermatogenesis. The transcript has 5 exons. The annotation marks the transcript as partial. The record is from RefSeq and is a predicted model, not a curated record. Gene Ontology annotation, molecular function: protein binding.
AAACCGUGCAGCAUUGGAGAUCCACAGCAGAGAGCACAAAAUACAGAUGGACGACUAAUGACUAGAGCUUCUGGGACAGCAGAUGAGAGUCCACUAAUUCUCCUUGAGGGCUCCUUGGUACUAUAUGGCUGCUCAGAGGAAAAUUCCGGCAAACUUGUAUCUUAUGACUCUUUCUUUGCUCAAGUUGUGGCAUCAGAAUACAACACUGCCUUCCAAAAAUAUCUCAUAAGCAUGGAUGGCAAGAAUGAAACCUCUCAGCAAAUGUGUAGUAGUAAGGAGUCAAACGUAGCAGCAAACAAAUGGAAUGAUAUUCCAAAAGCACUGCAAGAGGUCAAAAACCACCUUGGGGAUGGAGCAGCAAAAAACAUAAUGGAGAGAGUAAAAACAGCAGAGAAAAAGAAGGAAAAACAAAGUAACGAUGUAGACAGAGCAUGCCAUGAACAGAAAUCAGAAAACUAUGAAAGCCUAGAUGUGGAAAAAGAAGAAACCACAUUAGAGACUGGCAAACAGUUAAUCCCGACACCUCUGUCUUGUAUUCCUCUGGAAAAACUAACGGACAUAGAAAUGGAGUUGGUUUACACUGAUGAGGAGGACAUUCCCUUUGAGUUUGCUGAGCCUGUGGUGUCUACAAGCACCCAAUCAGCGUGUCGUGAUUCUGAAAAAGCAGAUGCUGUGAGCGCAACGAAAGGCAGCGCUUUGCCCCACAUUGACAAACAGCUUCAGAUGACCCUCCAGGAAGCCAGCUCUUCCUACAGGCAGGAGAACUACACAGAAGCAGCAGAGCAGUUCUCAAUGGCACUGGAGCUUUGCAGUAAAGGUGCUGCCAUAGACAAUGCCUUUGAGCCAUCUCCAGAAGAUAUUUCCAGUAUCGCCAGUUUUAUUGAGACAAAGCUUGUAACCUGCUACUUAAAACUGGAAAAGCCUGAUGAUGCUCUGAAUCAUUCACACAGGAGCAUUAUUCUGAACCCAGCUUAUUUCCGGAACCACCUGCGCCAAGCUGCUGUGUUUAGGUGCUUAAAGAGAUACUCUGAAGCUGCAAG